Molecule: messenger RNA, 2390 nt
Organism: Panicum virgatum (switchgrass)
Lineage: Eukaryota; Viridiplantae; Streptophyta; Magnoliopsida; Poales; Poaceae
Exons: 3
Coding region: 361-2382 (673 amino acids)
Source: RefSeq, a predicted model, not a curated record
ACAGAAUGAAGCAACCAAAAGUAUCCAAAACAUGCCGAGUUCCUGCGUCGGCUGUGUUUGAACUUGGAAGGACCAUUAUAUCUGCGGAGCUACCUGUUACCGGAAUAUAGCUCGCCUCUGCUCCUGCCAUGCAAUGUGGCUCUUCAUUGUCAGCCGAGGAGGCAAGUGAUAGAGGCUAUCUCGGUCCUUGAGUCGAAAGAUCAACCCAAGCAUUCAGUUUUACUUUGUUGUGUCUAUUUCGAUCGAGCAGUGACUAUUGUUACGUGUUCCGCACUUCCGAAGCGUAUUCACUUUGCAUCUCCUGGUUUUAAGUGGCUGAUUGAUUGGGUAAUUCAUCAGUACAAAGCUUCCAAGUAAGCGAUGGCCAUGGCCGGAGUGUUGCACCUCUGGAACGAAUGGGAGAUCCAAAUUCUGGUCCUUGUCAGUUUCGCGCUGCAGGUGUUCCUGCUCAGCUUCGCGUGGAUGCGUCGGCGCAACAUCUCCCGCGCUCUGAGGAUCGUCAUUUGGCUCAUGUACCUGCUGGCUGAGUACACCGCGACAUACACCCUCGGCCACAUGUCCAUCGGCUGCAAAGCAGGCGAGCACCAGCAGCUCAUGGCGUUCUGGGCGCCGUUUCUCCUCGUGCAUCUGGGUGGGCAGGACACCAUCACCGCCUACACCAUGGAGGACAGCCAGCUCUGGCUACGCCACCUGCUCACCUUUGCGGUGCAGGCGCUCGGAGCAGGCUAUGUCCUCUACAAGAACAUCGGCGGCCGCAGGCCACUGCUCGCGCCUGCGGUCGUGAUGUAUCUCGUGGGCGUGCUGAAGAAUGCGGAGAGAGUGUGGGCACUCAGUUUCUCCAGGCUGGAGAUGAUAAGAAGGUACCUUGACAGUGUUUCUAUUAAGAAAAAAGACGGGGAUUACCCUGGGGCUGACUGUUUGCAGCCCCAGGACGAUGAAUCGGUUCUGCAGGGUGCUCAUGACCUGCUCAACAUCUGCAUGGGUCAGUUUGUUGAUGACAAGAUCUGGCCGUCCGAGUUUCAGAGGAACGCAAUGGAGUAUUUUCAUGGGAACGAGAAGACAAUCAAGACAUUCGAGUUGAUUGAGAUGCAGCUCUCCUUGAUGUAUGACAUCUUUUACACCAAGGCAGCGGUGAUCCACACGUGGUACGGACGUUGCUUCCGUGCCAUUUCAUUGCUUGGAACUGCCAUGGCAUUCUUUCUGUUCCAAUUCAGUGCUGCUGGCAAAGGCAGCUACAACAGAGUUGAUGUUGCUGUCACCUACAUGUUGGUGACUGGGGCUCUAAUUCUCGAGACAGCAUCGGUGGUGAGGGCAAUGGGGUCAACAUGGACGUGCGCCACGCUAAGAGUGAGGAAGUGGGACUGGCUGCACAAGCUACAUGUAUCUCUUCGCCGCUAUGUCAGGAUAGCACAAGCAAGAAGAUGUUUUUCUCUCACGCCAAAUCAACCCAGCCACCAGCCAGACAGCCAGCCAGCAGUGUUUUCCUCUCAUGCCAGAUCAGCCCAGCCACCAGCCACCAGCCAGCCGAACAAGGUGAUAACAAGUCUAAGAACCAAAAUUGUUGCCUUCUGUGCAAAUAGCAGUAGCAUGAUUGUGACAGGUGCAAAGGAGUUGGUGAUGGAAGAGAUGGAGUUGGUGAUGUUAGAGAUACGGAGAAUGGUGACAGAAUGUCAAGGCAAGGAGGAGAUGAUGUGGAGUUACCGUGGUCAGUGCGCGCUGGAGGGGCGACUUGAUGAACGCUUGAAGGAUCUCACCUGGAGCACCAGCACCGAGUUUGAUCAAAGCAUCCUUGCCUGGCAUUUCGCCACCGACAAGUUCCUGAGGCUGUUAAAAUCUAAAAAUGUAGGGGGGGCCCUUGUGGAAGCAACCAAGACAGUCUCCAACUAUAUGUUGCCAUCCCCUGUUCGACCCACACUGCAUCUCAAAGCCAGGCAACAGUUGCAGGCAGAGGAUACUGCGGGAGUCCUUGCUCCUGGAUAUAAACUAAGCAAGGAGUUGGAGAUGCUAGCAGAGCAAAAUCUAGAGUUACUGCCGGUGGUUUUUGGGGUGUGGGUGGAGAUGUUAUGCUACGCAGCGCACCACUGCAGCAGGGAGUCCCAUGCCAGGCAGCUCAGCAGUGGCGGAGAGUUGAUAACAGUCGUCUGGCUUCUGACCACGGCCGAGUUCGAUCGCGUCUACUACAAGGAAACAAACUUCAAGGAGCGAAAGCAUGGUUCUGUCUGGAAUUUCCUGAAUUUCGUGGAUUCCACGGAUUUCAUCAAAUCCGUUGCAAGAUUACUCAUUGGGCUCAUCAAAUCCGUUGCAAUAUUACUCAUUGGGCUCCUAUGCUUACCAAUUUAUUUCUGUGUUUUUUUUUCGCAUUAUUUUUGCUGUAACUACUAAAAAAACAU